AUGGCGAUCCAGCAAUCAGCAAGACUCAAUAUAUCCAACCUUGGUGAACGGUUCUGGAACACCAUUCGAGAGAAUUGGUAUCUGGGUUUCACUUCUUUUGGAGGCCCGCCGGUCCACUUCAAGAUCUUUCAUGACAAAUUUGUCGCUAAGCUUUCAUGGAUCGAUGAGCAAAUGUACCAAGAGCUGUUCAGUGUCUGCCAAGCAUUCUCAGGCCCUGGCAGUACUAAGAUGCAUUACUGCAUCAACCUUCUCCACGAUGGCUUCCUUCCUGCUCUCUUCGGUUUCCUCCUCUGGAGUCUCCCCGGGGCUCUAGGGAUGUAUGGACUUUCCAUUGGAGUCUCUAACAUUAGAGAAUCCCUUCCUCGAGCCGUCUAUGCUCUCCUUUCUGGUCUCAACGCUGCUACCGUCGGCAUUAUCGUUCUCGCGGCCGUCCAGUUAUCUGAGAAGGCCAUCACUGACAAGAUGACCCGCAUUCUAGUUUUUCUCGGGGCCUCAGCCGGCAUGAUGUACAAUGCGCUCUGGUAUUUCCCGUUGUUGAUGUUUCUGGCUGGCGUCGCGACGGUUGUUCAUGACUUUCGCUGGCUCCACCGCCCUAUCAAAGUCAUCACUGCAAGCUUCCAGAAGAAGGCCAAGCACUCUCAAAAUACAUCAGAAGAAGGUGUCGAGAUGCAAAUCCAACGGCAAGCCACCGCAAGCAAUGGCCACAAGGAAUUCAACGCAGGUGCUGGGCCGUCCAGCCAGGGCAAAGACGGCAAUCGGUCGGGUCGGAUCGAUGAAAAUGGCACUCUCCCACUUACUGAACGGGAAGCAUCGGCGGUCGAAGAUCAGUCUCGGAUAGUCCCUCAGGAGCGACGCCUCAACAUCAGCUGGAAGUUCGGGGUACUUCUUAUAGUCCUCUUCCUGCUCUCUUUUAUCGUCGUCAUGGUUCUACGCGGUACGCUGCCCCAUAAAUCACGUCUAUACAGUCUCUUCGCCAAUAUGUACCUCGCUGGUACUAUCAUUUUUGGCGGUGGGCCCGUCGUGAUCCCGCUUCUGCGGGAAUAUGUUGUCGCCGAGAACUGGGUUAGCCCUCGCGAUUUCCUUAUUGGACUCGCCCUCAUCCAAGCCUUCCCAGGACCCAACUUUAACUUCGCGGUUUAUCUUGGCAGCCUGACUGCCAUCAAUGGUGGAUAUAAUUCCGCUGCCGGUGCAAUCCUCGGAUUUCUAGGUAUCUUCAUUCCCGGACUGCUCACGGUGCACGGGACUAUGGGUGUCUGGAGUGCGAUACGAGGGUGGAGAUGGGUCAAGUCAUCUCUCCGAGGAGUCAAUGCGGCUGCCGUUGGCCUUAUCUACACUGCCGUAUAUCGUCUUUGGCAGAUCGGCCAUAUCGAUGAAGGUUUCCAGCAGGGUACCAGCCUGGCUGUGGAUCCUUGGUGGGUCGUUGUGACGGCCACAAGCUAUGUGGGCGGCUAUUGGUUUGGGGUGAGCCCGCCCGUUGCAAUUGGUACGGGAGCCAUCAUGGGUCUGAUUUGGUAUGGUAUUGUCUCAGACUAAUGGGCCAUUUGCUUCUAUGUUAUGGCAAUAUUCUAUUGGCAAUAAG
Fusarium redolens is the source of this 1579-nucleotide messenger RNA. RefSeq names its product chromate transporter-domain-containing protein. NCBI's taxonomy places the organism in Eukaryota, Fungi, Ascomycota, Sordariomycetes, Hypocreales, Nectriaceae. Bases 1 to 1533 code for a protein of 510 amino acids. The record is from RefSeq and is a predicted model, not a curated record. Gene Ontology annotation, molecular function: chromate transmembrane transporter activity. Gene Ontology annotation, biological process: chromate transport. The transcript is spliced from 4 exons.